UAAACUAAAUGUAUAAAUAAUAAAGUGCCCAUAUGUGUUAUUUUAGUGUUUUAGUGGAAUGAGGAUCGAUCAUUGAUGAGUCCGAGGCCGCAUAAAAAUAGCGUUUUAGUGAUCAAGGAGUCAGUGCUCGUCGCCCACACACACACGCAAAGUUGAAAACUAUAAUUUUUAAUCGUUUCAAGAUGGCGAUUUGAAGCGUCUCUAAAUUCAAAGGCGAAAAAUUUAUAUUUUUUCCGAUUGAUUUGACUUCUAGCCCGGCCGAAACGAAGAUAACUUUUGAAUAUUAAAUUAAAUUUCACACCCUGUAACGCAAAUCGUUUAAAAGUUUUCUUUCUUAUGUCCUUCUUUAUAAUUUUUAAUAUUUGUCAGAAAAAUUUCACAUAUUGCGUGGGCUAUAAAUUUUCUGUCUUUUUGAGGACUAAGAUAUACAAUUUUUGAGAGCAAUUUUCGAACUUCACAAAACUUGUUUUUCAAAUGAAAACUAGAAAAAUGAAAAUUUGUAUAAUCUGGUCUUAUUUAAUAUUACAAAUAUAAUAAAAACUACGUAUACGACAGUGCAUUGCGAAUAUUCUUAGUUUUUUAAUAUGAAAUAUUGUGAGGUGAUGAUGAAAUAUUACUGUUAUCUAUUCAGACUAACAGUACCGCCAUCCUGAUAAUAUUUUCGACGGAUAUAAUUUUGACUACUGUAGUUUCCCUGGCACUCCUCAUAUAUUGAAUAAUUUUCCACUGAAACAUAACUGCGUGUAUAAGAAUGUUCAACAUUUUUGAGUGAGACUCGAUGAAAAAUGGUUAGAGGCAGUGAAUGAAGUUAUGUUGAUACUCUCGUGCUAAUUUUGGCACAUAACUUCUGACAGACGUUGCUGUCAACCGUGGUUGUCGUCUUUUGAAAUGCGUCUUUGGUAACGAAACCCUAUGAACCCAAGAGAAUCCGGGGAGAGCCUGGACAAUUUCGCUCAAGAUGCUGGAAAAUACAUACCCAGGGAAGUUGUGAUUGAAGAACCCACAGACAGCGAGGGAUCUUCUGUUUCGGGGUUGUCAUCAGAUGAUGAAGGGCAUGUGGAACGACCCAAAACUGACAUUCCACCUGAGUACUGGCACAUUCAGAAACUGGUCAAGUAUUUGAAAACCGGAAAUCAAACAGCGACUGUGGUCGCUCUUUGUUGCCUGAAAGACCACGAUUUAACCACUGAAAUUAAUCAGCUAGCCAUACAGGAAAUCGGUGGACUGGAACUACUUAUCAAUCUGCUGGAGACCAAAGACCUAAAAUGCAAGUUAGGAGCAUUGAGCGUUCUCGCGGAGCUGUCGCAAAACCAGGACAUACGCCGUAGUAUCGCGAAUCUAGGCGGCGUAGACUUACUCGUGAAAAAUUUGAAGGAGCCGGCCCGUGAUCUACAGAUUCUGGUAGCGGAAACCAUAUACAACGUGGCUCAAGUGAGAAAAGCCAGAAAACAAAUUCGAAAAUGCGAUGGCAUUCCGAAACUGGUCGAUUUUCUCGACAUCGACGAACAAUAUUUGAAGACGCCCAAAGAACAAUUGAGCAAAGACGAAGUCGAACAGGUGAAUAUUGUACAGGCCGCGGUUAAAGCUUUGUGGUCUGCUUCGAAGAGCAAAAAGAAUAUCCAGGUGAUGAUGAAGAGCGGCUCGGUACCUCUGUUAGCCAGAUUGUUGAGAUCGGUUCACAUGGAGGUUGUUGUGCCGACUAUGGGAACUAUUUCGCAGUGCGCCAAUGAUCCGAACUACCAGUUGGCAAUCCAAACAGAGGGGAUGAUUAGGGACAUAGUGACACAUUUAUAUGCAGGGGAAUUUCCGGACCUGCGGAGGUAUUGUGCGGAUACUAUUUUCAAAUGCUGCGAAAAGACUGCGACCAGGGAUAUAGUAAGACAAUCAGGAGGAUUGGAUCCGCUUGUGAAUAUGGCCAGCGAUUCAAACACCAAAGAAGAUAAGAAGCUGCUUGCGGCGGUUACAGGUGCGAUCUGGAAAACAGCCAUCAGUCCCGAAAACGUGGAGAGGUUCGAUCAGCUCAAAACAGUCGAGGUAUUGGUUAAGUUACUGGAAAACGUAGAAGAAAAUGAAGAGGUGUUGAGCAACGUGGUGGGAGCGCUUGGGGAGUGUCUUAAGUUUGAACAUAACCGCGCCGCGCUAAGAAGGGCGGAAGGUAUACCCCACCUGGUUAACCUGCUUAAUUACACCUAUUCUCCGUUGUUGGAGAAUGUCCCCAUGGUUUUGAGAGAAUGCGCAGAAGACCCAGAAUCGAUGAGAAUCAUCGAGCAGCUCGACGGUGUUAGGUUGAUUUGGUCAUUGUUGAAAAAUGACUCGCCGAGGGUCCAAGCCAACGCGGCUUGGUCUUUGGUGCCUUGCAUUCGCCACGCCACAGAUUCUGGCGAAAUGGUGAGAUGUUUCGUGGGUGGUUUGGAACUUAUCGUCAAUCUUCUCAAGUCUCCAAAUUCUCACGUACUGGCAUGCGUUUGCGCGGCUAUAUCCGAAGUGGCGAAAGACAUCGAGAAUUUAGCUGUUAUAACAGAUCAUGGGGUUGUGCCGAUGUUAGUAAACUUGGUGGAAACUGAAGACGUCGAACUUAGACAACACUUGGCUUCGGCAGUCGCGUAUUGCUGCGCUUGGGGAUCGAACUGCAAGGAAUUUGGACGGUUGGGCGCCAUAACUCCGCUGGUCCAAUAUAUGGCGGAUGGUGACGCGGGGGUGCACCGGACGACCGCGCUCGCCCUCUUCCAUCUAUCCAGCAACCCCUUUAACUGCAUUACGAUGCAUGAGAGCGGGGUAGUACCAUUCUUGCUCAAAGCCGUGUCGUCGACGGAUUGGAAGCUCCAAGAGGCGGCAGCAGGGUGUCUGGCUAAUAUUCGGAAAUUAGCACUGGAAGCCGAAACUUGCCAUCUUAUACGACCUGAGGGGUCCGAUAACGGAAAUGAUUGAGAGUUGUUUUAUUAGUUUCAGUAAAGUGGUUUUGGAGACAAACGUUAUUUUAAAAUCCGCUAAGGAGUAGGCGUUCCAUCAGUAAAUUUCACCAAUGGAACUAGACUAGUUGCAGUAAUGCAGGCAAUGCUAAUGAUGUGACGGAUAGUGUAAAACUAGUGGCAGACAACUGCAAGAAUAGAGUGUUUAUAUUUAUUGCUUAUGAUGUAUUUUGACUCUUUUUUCUUGAAUUAUGUGGGUUUAAUAACACACACUGAAGCGUUUUAUUUUAAGAAGGAUGUAUUAAAUAUUGGAAUUUAUAAAAAAACUAACAUAAUUCAUUCUACACUUGGUCCGCCAUUCCACCGCGUGCUUCUUCUCUAGUCUCGUAGGCCAAAAAGGAAGUUAUUUCAAAAACAAUACAUGUAAUGCCAUCUAUGACAAUAACUGCGUUCUGCACUAAUACAU
Messenger RNA from Cylas formicarius (sweet potato weevil), 3375 nucleotides. RefSeq names its product armadillo repeat-containing protein gudu (gene gudu). The record is from RefSeq and is a predicted model, not a curated record. Lineage: Eukaryota; Metazoa; Arthropoda; Insecta; Coleoptera; Brentidae. Gene Ontology annotation, molecular function: protein binding. The transcript is spliced from 11 exons. The coding region runs from base 913 to 2928 and encodes 671 amino acids.